AUGGCGACAGUUCGGGAGACUAGGAGUAAUCCAGUUCCCAAAUUUGCUAUAGGAGAAAAAGUCCUCUGCUACGAGCCUGAUCCUAACAAGGCCCGAGUGCUAUAUGAGUCAAAGGUUUGUUUAUUUAGAACCAUUUGUAGAUAAAUUUGUCGAUAACUGUUAGUGAAAUGGAACCAAGAAAACUCAGCUGAGAAACUCUGGCGUGACACUAGCAGUCUGACAUCAACACGCUUAGCUAGUGCCGAAGUGGCGUGUUUUUAUCCUGCAUAUUGUCCGCGGUUUUGCGGAUAAUCAUCAAAAUUCUUGAAUCAGAGGUAUAGAGGUUUCGAGUUAAUCAGCUUUACUUGUAUUUGAUUUCAUUUUCAUGUACUGCGCUUUUAAGCUGUACAAAACCAACAACUAGAUUAAAAGUUUAAAUUUUCUACCCUCCACGGGUAAUGUGAACGUUAAAAGUAGAGUGGCACAUGUAGUGUCCUUCACUUAAAAAUCUCUCCACCAUCGCCUCUCGAAUGUAUCCAGGUGUUUCAUACAAUUGCUUGUUAUAAAAAGCGUCCGAGCGGAAUUUAAUCGUUCUAAUUCAAUUAAUUUGCGGUUAAUAAAUGAUCUUUGUUGAUGUAAUGUCACUUUUAACCAGGUUCUAGAAGUUGAUAUCACCAAAGAUGACAAAGGAAAAAGGGUUCCAGAAUAUUUCAUUCAUUUUAAUGGUUGGAACAGAAGGUAACUCAGUCUAUACUGUAGAUAUAACAUUUUAUUACCAAAUAGUGAUCAAUGCAAAGAAAGAAGGUAUGCACCAUGAGGAUCAUGUAAUGAUAUUGUUUGUAAAUAAAAAUUGUCACAGCUAAUGAACUAUAAAAAUGAUUGCUUUGCCAGGAUACUGACUUUCCUAUUUAAGUUAAUCUAUAUUAAAAGAAUGUACUACAUAAACAAUUGUUAUUUUAUCAGCUGGGAUCGCUGGGUGGUGGAAGAUCAAGUUCUGAAAGAUACAGAAAACAACAGAUCACUUAUGAGCAGACUCCACGAGCAAGCACUGAAGUAUGUUGUUAAAAAUACUAAUAAAAGUGAAUUUCAGGAGCAAAGAAUUUAUAAUCAAAUUCAGUGGAGUCUUAAGUGCUCAGUUCAACAUAUUUUCAAAAUUUUCAUGGCUAGAACAAGGAUGAAAAAGAAGAGGAGGUUUCUUCAAGGUUCAGAAAGCAAGGACUCUGAUGAUGCUGGCAAAUCUGAAAGGAAAUCCAUUUCAGAAGUGGUUAGUCUGUCUCCAGUUUGUUUGUUUGUUUUUAUGGUUUGUUGUUGUUUUUUAAUUGUUGCUGUUUUCUUUGUUUAUUUUGUGUGGUUUUUGUUUCAAAUCCAAGAAUGUAAUGUACCUCAUGUGAGUUUUCCUGGCUGGUUUGAUACAACUUGGGAACUCAUGACAAAAAAUUAAUGUUUUGAAGGUGGAAAACCCAGAACUACCAAAAGUUGAAAUUGAAAUACCAAGCCAGUUGAAAUUGAAGCUUGAAGAUGACUGUUACUUUAUUAAAAGAAAAAAGAAGGUAAUUACAACUGAAAACUUUCAUGGUUAUUUCUCCCACUUAAAAAUCAAAUACAAAGUUAAAAUCAUUUAUGAUUUUGAGGCUUGCUCUCUAUCACACACUGAUAGUCAUUCACUGUAAGAAGUUUCUUAUAACUACUAAUAUUUGUACACUUCCCAUUGGUGACUGGGAUGGUUGAAAAUAUCUUGUGCAUCUGUCAGAUUUCAUGUUAUUGUUUGAGAGGGUUCCCCUCAUUCACAACUUCUUCAAUUUGUUUUUUAUCUUCUCUGACAAAAAAUUUUGGGGGGGAGGGGCACAGACACUCUACCUCUUGAAAUUUCCUACAAUUCUACUUUGGUUUGCAACAUUGAAACAUUUUGAUGUAAUUUUUGUUAUGGUUAGCAUCAUGCCACAUCUUUACUCACCAACAGGUGAGUAGGUGUUUUUAAACUGAUUGACUGCCUGUGUGUUCCUAACCAGUUCAGCUUCUUAUAAUUCAGUCCAUGGUCCAGAUUUUUUCCUCUUUUGCACCAUUUGUGGUAAAGCAAAAAAAAGCAAAAAAGCCAAAAAAAUAAAGAAAGCUAUUCACAGACCUAGGUCUGUAUGGGAACACACCAUACUGCCUUUUUGAUAUGAACCUCCCUCCUGGUAAAUAACUUACAUUUUCUUCCCAGCUUGUGAAGCUUCCCAGGACACCAAAUGUUGUUCAAGUUCUUCAAGAUUAUUUCCAGCAUUAUCAGGAAUUUUACCCUGGACAGAGGUAAAUAAUGCAAAUGUCCAUGGCAAGUACAUGCAACUACUAUUCGUUUCACAGAAUGAACUUGUUAUUUUUAAGGUAGCUUCAUAGUAUUUGCUCAUCUUAUUAUUUACUAGCCAUAAAAUAUUAGCCCAGUAAUCUUCAAAUCUUUGCUAACCUACAGCUCAAACUUGGUCAAAGAGGCAAUGGAUGGUCUCCGCAUUUAUUUUGAUUUUACUCUUCCAACUUUGUUGCUUUACAACUUUGAACGUGAGCAAUAUCAAAUGGUCAUGAAAUUCACCCCUCACCCUGAGGAAACUAAGGACAGACAUCAAGAAGAAUUAAAUGGAAAAACACCAACAGAUAAUAAAUAUGGAAUAGUUAGUUCAUCCACAGAAAGCUCUCCUGUGAAGCAGGAUUUUGCAAACAUUGUUACAAAUCAGACUGAUACAAAGGAAGGAGAAGGUGUGCACUUCUAGUCCAAGUGAUUGAGGGUUAAAAUGAAUUUAAACUAGUUUGAUUUGUGUUUUGCCUUCUUGAAGGAUUCAAGCAAUGUAACUGGGAAAAGAAGGAAAUGUUAAUCAAACUAGUUUGGAACCAUUUUGACUGGAAAUAUAUUGUAAAAUACAACCUAUUUAUUCUCCUUGCUCAUUAUUACAAAUUCUAUCACGUUAUUUCUAAGCAUUUGAUAAUUGUUGAUCAGAGGGUAAUCACUGAAUAUCAGGUAGUAGGUAAUCACAUGUCCAACACUCUUCACUCAAUUUAAAUUUCAUUGCCCUUCCCUUUAACUUUCAUUUGCUUGGUCAUUGGAUGGCAUAACCCUACAUCAUUGUACAAUGAGGAGGCACAAUGCAAGCAAACAUUACAAGGCACUGUUUGUCCAUUAUCCCACCCCACCCCCUCACAUGUUUUUUUUGUACACCCAUGAUUCUUAAUUUGUUUGCACUCUAGACAAUAACUCAUUAGAAAUUGGAGCAUACUAAACACUAGUACACAAUUACUAAAUAAUUUUUUUUUUUUUUAAAUGAUAAAGAUAAUUUUUGGUAUUUUUACAUUUUAAUUUUUGAAAUAAAUUGUAACUGUAAAGUAGCUGUGGUUGUUAUCAAUCACGUUUUGAACUGGAUUGAGUUGGACUAACAAAGAACUUAGUUGAGCUUUUGUGAUCUAUCAGGAAAGCGUGGCCACUUAUGCAUCAGUAAACCUGGGUAGCAGAAAUCAAGAAGAUUUAUAUGUUGCUUGUUACUUUCUUUCCCUUAGCCAAACAAGAAAGACUUCUACGUCGACGUACGCCCAGAAAUUCACCGGCAAAUGUUGAGGCUUCCCAGUCUGCAACAGUGUCAUCCACUUCAUCGAGUCCAGAAUGCAAUGCUUCCGCACCAAAACGGGUAAGUUAUCUUUGUUCCUUACUGCAAUUGCCUCCUAUGUCAACUUCCAGUCCACCGGACCAUGGAAUUUUUGAAGCUUGACCGAGCGUAAAGAAACUAAGAAGCUGAAAAACAGUAUAGUAUCCACCAAAACAACCCACCUCUUUUGGAGAUAUGACGAAUAACUUCCUUGAGCAAAUGAAACAAGCGAUAGCCUCAGUGAUGCUUUAAAUGACUGAAAAUAUCAAUGAGGUACCCAUCGAGUGUUAUUGUUUUUAUUCCUCAGAAAGCAAUGGAGAUAGAGGAUUGUUCGUCUCAAAUUACAGCAGCAACAUUUCCAAGUUUACCCAUUCCCUGCUCGCUGAGUGUUUCUACCCACACGAUGCCUUCACAGGUCUACGGACCUGAGCAUUUAUUAAGAUUAUUCGGUAAGUUAUUUAACCAGAAAAAAUGACUGUAUAACGCUCAAAUCGCCAUUUUCCUCUUUCGGAUUAUGUUGAGAUUUUUAUGCUCGGAGAGCCAGAAUUUUUCUUAGAGGACCGAUCAAAUCCGAUGACUACUGAUAUUUCCCAGGGAGCUCAGAAAUUUUUAGAAGGCGGCCGGAGGAGUUAUGCCACAAUUUUGUGAUUUUUGCUCUCCCUUCGACAUAGUUAUGAAAUCCUCAUUGUUGUGAUGUAAGGGAAACCUUGGUGAAUGUCGCAAAUUCCAACAAAACGUAGACAUUUUUCAUGAGUAUUGAAAACUUUUAUAUUUUCCCGUGUAGUCAAACUGCCUGGCUUGUUAGCAAGAACAGAUAUGCCCGAGAAGAAUCUUGACGUACUUUUGGAGCAAAUAAAUACAUUUCUCAGGUGGGUGCUCAUGUAACUUCUCAGACCGUCCUUGCUAAUUGACUAGUCAUUUCCUAGACCGCAUACUUCCGUGGUAGUGCAAAUAGAUAUUGAAAGAAAACAAUCAAUGCAGCUGAAAGAAAGAUUUGUGUUUAUCCCAUAGGUAGACUAUUCGCCAAUGUUUUCUUUUUGAAAUAACUGGUUGCAUGAUGAAAUAUGAAGCUGAAGGGAAAUCUUGCCCGCUCUAACGAAGGGUUAACGCUUAAAACGGCAGCUUAGAAACUCUUUACGGUGGUCAAUUUACAUCAUCAACUCAGUUGAUAAAGCCAAAUUAUCUUGUUAUACUCCCUCAGUGACGCAGCACCAUAGUUUCUUUAGAAACUUACCCCCUUUAUAAAGUUGGAGAAAGUUAGGAUUAUGUUUUAACCAUGAAUAGCCUUAAAAUUUACGGUUUCAGUUUCUCAUUGAUAUCAAAUCCCUUGUACGUUGGAAGCUUUAACAUUUCAUUCGAGGAAAGAUAGUUUCAUAAUUUUUUUUUUAUGUGUGUAAUUGCAGGUAUCUGGCGGAGAAUUCUCACACCUUGUUCCCCGAGGACGUUUAUUACAACUCGCUGCUGUGAGGAGGGGGCUUGAACAGCUUCUUUACAUCUCUGUUGAAAACAUCUAAAAGAAACAUUACUUCAUUUCCUCUUUUCACAAAGCUUACGAUUUUCCUUUUCCAUUGUUGAAUCAUUUCAUGUGUUAAAAAAUGUCAUACGUUUAAAUUCCUUUUGAUCGGGGGUUAAUCUGCACACUGCCACAUAACCUGAAGCAAAACUCUACUAUCUUUCUCUCCGUCGGUUGUAAAUAUCUUUCUCGUGUACGUUUACGCAUGAAUAUAACAAAUAUUAAUUUAUUUCGUAUCUAUGCUUGAAAGGGACUAUGCGCCUUUUUGUUAAGAAUCCGUUCGUUUGUUAAUAAAAACGCUUUUUAGUGACCAAUUUGUAAGAUAAACACAAGUCUUGGAGUACACUUUAAUUAUCUUAGUGAAAUAAUACGAAAAUGGUCAUGGACCGACACGAGUCAACCCGCAGGACCCUAUUUCUUAAAAAAAAUUUAAAAAAUUGCCAGCGGAAUUCAAAGCUCUUGCACGAAAUCGAGGCGAGUGGUUAGACAGUCCAAGAUGGCGCCCGAACCCCGACAUCGCUCAAGAAAGAAAGACAGGAAUAGUUUACGUUCUCCAAACGUCUAACGCAGUGAGAAAUUUUUACUAUUCUUAAAUGGUGCGAGUAGAGAUCAGAAUGACGAUGUGAGGUGAAAACAGAAGACGCAAGACGGCGUUAAUUUGUUAAGAAUAUCGAUCUCCAUGUAUCCUUUGUGUAUAUAGAGACCGACUAUCGUUGAGUCGUUGACCUCUGAUUAAACGAGUGUUGGUCAUCGGAUUCAUGUGAUGUCACGCUCCUUGAAAGUUGAUUAGAGACGUCACCAGAUUUAACAGACGAAAGAUCGCACUAAAUUCGCGAGAAGUAUUUCAAGCAAUACGUUCACCACUCUACAUUUAGCACUAGCAUAGCGCUUGAAUUCGUCUUGUGUAAGACACUGCUGGUGCUGUUAGACACUACUCGCCUGCACAAUUAUCACGACUAACUUCAAAAUGAUGGUGUGGCUUUUAAAAAAUAAAAAUUAUGUUUGUUAUGCCUCUGUUGAUGUAAUAGCCUCGAUCUCAAGCUAGACAAGUAUAGAGUGCUGAAGAUUGUACUUUUUAUCGGUCAGAUCUGUGAUAGUAAACGUAUAUUUAGUUUUUCGGUCAAAUCCUCAGUAAAUACGGUACAAUACGUAAGCUUUUUUGCGGGAAGAGGGCAACAAAACGACUAUUAUGCGGAAACGACGAGAACAGAACGCGGUCAAGUGUAGAUAUGACAGAAUGCAAAACAUGUCUCUGUGUUCAAUCAGCUGUGAAUACAACAUUGUUUCCAAGUGCAGGUCGACAAUUCAGGUGUUGAACACCUCAACAAACAAGCUAGUGUAGAAACAAGAACGUGUAACCCAACUAUAGCAUUGCUGUCACUCCGACGGUUCCGGAAAAUCUUAAUUUAAAGAUGUGCCUUACACCAGGAGCCCAUGGUGGGCUCCUGCUUUCAUCUAUCAAUAAGGGUCAUCAUCAGCCGAUUAAAGUCAUUAGAGAAGCGCAAACCUAGUGUCCAGAUGAUGACUUUAAACAAAAACGAAAUGCAACCAUUAAGCAGCAAAGGCUGACUUUAAAAUAUCCCACUCUCUCUAGGGCUACAAAGGAAUAAAUCCAGUUACCAUAGCUACUUGCUAUCUUGAGUCACUCUCCGAGGCCCUUGUGGUGUACGGAGAAAUAGUAAUUUAAGCUGGUUCAGGAUUGUUACACAUCAAAUGCCACAUAAUGACAGCAGAAACGAGGAGUUAAAAUGUGUCCGGUUUUUGUAUAUGAUUCCAAGUUCGUGUGCGGAGAUAAGACGACGGUCAAUAGAUAGUUUAUCAAAACAAGAUCACUAAAAAUAUUUCUUUUAAUUAUUUCCAUUUUUAUGUAUUCUUAACCAUAAAAUGAACCUCAAUAACAAAAACUUCGUCGAAUUACUAUGACUGAAAUUUGAGAAUUGAAUUGUUUGAAAUUUGCAAAAUUUUAAAAAGAUCCAUUGUGAGGAAGGUACUUCAUGCCUAAACAAAAGCAUUUGAUUUUCGAUUUCUGACUAAAUUCCACUCUCUCUUCGUUUACCAUACUUUAUUUUCCCAAAAGCAAGGGUUUAUACAGGUGUGAGAGCACAGUCGAACCAGUUUUCCUACUUAUGUACACACAUCUCAGACAGCUGCAAAUACAAAAAUCAGCUCGAGUGUAAACUGACUGUUGUUAAAAGCUUUCGUAAGGUCUCCGACGAACUACAGUUGUGAAGCUACUCGAAGGUAUUAAUCGAUCGUGUUUUAACUCUGUAAAACUAGACUAGUGCGCCACUCAAGAAAGGUAAAUCACUUAUCUCUCACUAUCCUGGUCAACGUUUUCCCCCUCUAGUAAGAUCAAUGUUGUGAAAAAAUAUCAAAGAUACUACAGUUCAAACUCACUCAUGGAAGGAAAGUAUACAAUUUUAACCUGGUUUUCCGUGAAGAGUUCUUAACGAAGAAAUAGUGAGGCAGACAGGCAUUGAAAUAAAUACAAAUGAAUGAGGAAAGCGAAUUAUCGUAUAUGUAACUUGAGUUUUUAUGAUAGAUUCAGAUUUUCGAAAAGAAAUCUCCCAGAAGGGGUGCGGCCUAACCCUCUGUUUUUUAGGCUGGUACAAUUUGUUAGACUAUCGUGUAGCAAUUUGUUUUGUCGUUGUCGUGGUUGUCUUUUUCCAGAGAAGAAAUCCGUUUAGUUGAGAAUGCGAGCCUUAACUGUGUUGUUAGCGUUGAUGGCUGUGUCAGCAACUUCUAAUGCAUACUACAGAGUGUGUUAUUACACAAACUGGGCCCAGUAUCGACCGGUGGGGGCCAAGUUCUUUCCAGAGGACAUUGACCCAUUCCUGUGCACACAUAUCAUAUACUCGUUCGCCAAAAUCAAUCAACAGAACAUGAUUGCCAUGUAUGAAUGGAACGACGAUAAAAUGUACGUCCGAUUUAACAAUUUGAAAGAAAAUAACCCUGAGUUGAAGACACUGUUGGCUGUUGGUGGUUGGAACCAUGAGAGUGGUACUGAAAGUCCAUUCUCUCGCAUGGUGAGAACGAUCGCCACACGAAAAGUCUUCAUUGACUCUGUAAAGAGGUGAGAAACUUGUGUAAAAAAUUGGAAUUCAAAAUCAUGAAUUCAGAUCCUAAUUCUGCCUUGUUCUUGUUUCGAGUUAGAUAGGAAAGUAGUUGGCACUUGCAUCUUUUCAAAGAAAAGAGAACUUCGUGAUCAUUAACAUGGCGGUUUUAUCGUGUAACAAUACGGAAUAGAUUUAUUGUGAGAAAACACGUUUAUUUCGAAUUUGACUAUCCUCGGAUGUUAAGAGUUUUGAAAUACUGUAUUCUUAAAUUUGGAAGAAAGUAGCAAGCAACCAAAGGCGAUGUUCAAUUGAUUGGGUCGUAGUUUCAACUGAAAAAGUAAACCUGUGCCAUUCCACGGACAUAGAAUUUUCCUUCCUGAAGCUUCUGUUUGUUUAGAUUUGUUCUCACUCUUUUCCGCGCUCUCUCUCUCCUUAUUUAGUUUGUUGAGACAGUACAACUUUGAUGGACUUGAUCUAGACUGGGAGUAUCCUGGAAAUCGUGGCAACUCUCCGCCUGGGGACAAACAACUCUUCACAAUCCUUUGCCAAGAACUGCUCACUGCUUUUAAGAAAGAGUCAGCUGAGAGCGGAAAGCCACGACUUCUGCUAACAGCCGCCGUAGCCGCUGGUCACGCAACAAUUGACAAGGCAUACGAGAUCAGCAAAUUAGCUGGCAUUUUAGACUUUAUCAACCUGAUGGCAUACGAUCUUCAUGGAAGCUGGGAUUCCCAGACAGGGCAUCACACUGCUUUGGAGGGUCCCCCAGGUGAUAAACUUACAGUCUCCCACGCAGUGCAAUAUUGGAUGGAUAAGGUAAUGUUUGAUUUUAACAAGGAAGCAUGUCAUUAAUUAGAGAAUUAGACAUCGUUUUCUGAUUUAGGUUGUAUUUUUUCAUGAUAACUUUUAGACACUGAAGUCUCAGUUACAGAAUCGCUUUAGUCAGUGAUUCUUCGAAGUAUCGAAAUCCACUGAGGUGUUGAAACUUUCUUGAAGUUAACUUGUUAGUUUGUCAGUUUUUUGCAAUCGAAGAGUUUCACUUUGAUGCUUAUUUGUUGUACAUUUGUUUCAAUAAGAUUGCUCGGGUUGUUCUGUCCUGUACUGAUUUGUUCAGUCUAAUUACUCGUACCUUUGCACUCUUAGAUUUGUUCCUAUUAUUACUCAGGGUAUGCCGUGUAAGAAAAUCGCUCUAGGAUUAGGAACUUAUGGCCGAGCAUUUAAGCUUGUCAAUCCUAAUAAGAAUGGACUGGGAGCUUCGGCCAGUGGAAAGGCUACCCCAGGGAAAUACACCAGAGAAGGGGGAUUCCUGUCCUAUUACGAGAUUUGUACAAUGGGUCUGACCGUGGUACAGGACAACACAGUGAAAGCCCCGUAUGGAUACAAAGGAGAUCAGUGGGUGGGGUACGAUGAUGAGAUGAGUUUGACACUAAAAGUGAACUCUGUCAUAAAAGAAAAAAAUCUGCUGGGUGCCAUGUUCUGGGCGCUGGAUCUGGAUGAUUUCAAGGGUUCUUUUUGCAAAAAAGGGAGGUAAAAAUACCACGUUACUUUUUUCUUUGAUUUCUUUAACAAAAAAAAACAAUUUCGCAGUUGUGCUCUUCGAACAUUUUAUGUGAUAAAAUGUAGUCUAGUAGAAUAGUUUUAACAGAAAUUGUUGUGCCUUGUCUAACUCAAGAGGUAGUCGAAUUGUGAAUUAUGAUGUUACGAGUUUUCUAAUGUUCCAAGUUGGUACGUAAGUCAAGCUAUGAAAUAACUGAGCGAUUUCUUUCUCCUUUUGCUUCGUCCAGAAAGCUUUGAACAUGUCCCAUACUGUAAGUCAAAUUGAGAGCAGUCUGUUUAUUUCAUUAAUUAUCUACUGACUUCAACCCUGUCUCACUAAGGUAUCCUCUGAUGAAUGCCGUCAAGCAAGCAUUAGGGGGAGGAGGCGGGGGAACAAGACCUCCCAUCCCCUCCCCAUGGCCAGAACCUAGUACCCAGCCCCCUUCUGCUGGGCCUCCUACAGGUGGACCUCCAUCUGGAUCUUGCCAUGCUAUAGGGGCGUGGCAAGGGAAUGCAGGCAUGGAUAAAUGGUGUAAUGAAAACUGUGCCCGGGGAAACUGUCCAGGGUAUUUGUGUGCAUGUACUUGAGAAAGCAAGAGGCCUUCUAUCGGACAAGAAGUAUCAGACUAAUUAUUGUAGUAGGGGAAAAGAGAACGCCUAUUAAACGUUGAAAGUGAAG
Molecule: messenger RNA, 10368 nt
Organism: Pocillopora meandrina
Lineage: Eukaryota; Metazoa; Cnidaria; Anthozoa; Scleractinia; Pocilloporidae
Source: the annotation of a GenBank genome assembly